Molecule: messenger RNA, 1743 nt
Organism: Pistacia vera
Lineage: Eukaryota; Viridiplantae; Streptophyta; Magnoliopsida; Sapindales; Anacardiaceae
Product: alcohol dehydrogenase
Exons: 8
Coding region: 147-1442 (431 amino acids)
Molecular function (GO): oxidoreductase activity
Source: RefSeq, a predicted model, not a curated record
AAUGGAAGAGAUGGAACGAUGACGUGGAUCGAAGCAGAAGAUCCGAGUCAAAGCCUCGUCACUCAUCCAGUGAGCAUUAUACCAGUGGAUAAUCAUAAACGAUCACACCAACGCCACUUCUCUCUCAUUGAUUUCGAUCUUCCCAAAUGAUUCGCUCCGCCAUCUCCAAGAAGCACAGCCUCCUCUCCUCCAUAACCAAUUCCCCAAUUUUAUCAUCAUCUUCUUCCUUACUAAACCGAAACAAUAGUCAACUCAACAAUGCCUCCGAUCACGUGACCAAUCACUCAUCAUCCGCUUCGUAUCACGUGAGUUCAGGCGGUUACAUGCGUGGAGCCGUCUUUUGGGAACCGAAUAAGCCUCUAACGAUCGAAGAAUUCCACCUGCCUCGCCCCAAAGCCGGUGAAAUUCUCAUCAAAACCAAAGCUUGUGGAGUGUGCCAUUCGGAUCUUCAUGUUAUGAAAGGUGAAAUUCCCUUCCCUUGUCCUUGUGUUUUGGGGCAUGAAAUAACUGGGGAAGUUGUUGAACAUGGGCCCCUCACUGACUCCAAAACCACUCAAAGGUUGCCAGUUGGAUCUCGUGUUGUUGGAUCGUUCAUCAUGCCUUGUGGCAACUGUGUCUACUGUUCUAAGGGCCAUGAUGAUUUAUGUGAAGAUUUUUUUGCUUAUAACCGGGCAAAAGGAACUCUUUAUGAUGGUGAAACUCGGCUUUUCCUAAAAUAUGGUGGAAAACCAGUAUUCAUGUAUAGUAUGGGAGGCAUUGCUGAAUACUGUGUUGUGCCAGCACAUGCGUUAACUGUUUUGCCGGAAUCAUUACCGUACACAGAAUCUGCAAUUUUAGGAUGUGCUGUGUUCACAGCUUAUGGUGCUAUGGCUCAUGCAGCUGAGGUUCGUCCUGGUGACUCUGUGGCUGUGAUUGGAAUUGGUGGAGUUGGCUCAAGUUGUUUGCAGAUAGCAAGAGCAUUUGGGGCCUCUGAUAUUAUUGCUGUGGAUAUCCAUGAUGAAAAACUGCAGAAGGCUAAGACUUUUGGUGCCACUCACACUGUGAAUGCUAUUCAAGAAGAUGCUAUUGAAAAAAUUAGAGAAAUAACUGGAGGACUGGGUGUAGAUGUUGCUGUGGAAGCCUUGGGAAGGCCUCAGACGUUUUUGCAGUGCACGCAGAGUGUCAAAGAUGGAGGGAAAGCUGUAAUGGUUGGACUUACACAAUCAGGUGCUGUUGGGGAGAUAGAUAUAAAUCGUCUUGUUCGUAGAAAGAUAAAGGUGAUCGGUUCCUACGGGGGCAGGGCUAGACAAGACCUUCCCAAAUUGGUUAAACUUGCUGAAACAGGUGUUUUCAAUCUAAAAGAUGCCGUUUCAAGAAAAUACAAAUUCGAGGAGGUUGGCACAGCCUUCGAAGACCUCAACAAGGGAAGCAUUAUCAGUCGCGGUGUAGUCGAGAUAAUGUAGACUAAAAGCACCUCUUCAUUAAUCCAGUACAAGGUAUUUGUUUGAAUAGGUCUUGUGUUCAUGUUUUGUUGGUUAUUUCUUAAAAAAGUAUUUCAGGUAUUCCUCAUCACCAGUGUUCUGGUUUGCCCCUAAUGUGCAGCUUUUCUGAUUAGAUAACAACCAUCUUUAUCUUUGUAAAUCAAUUCUUUUUAAUCUUUUUAUUACUCCCUAUUAAUUUAACUUGCGGCAGAUUGUUUUUGCAACUGAUUUGUGUUGGUGGUAUUUUAGUAUAUUCAGUGCGAUCGUGACUUGAUUUUGUCAA